Messenger RNA from Knipowitschia caucasica, 384 nucleotides. NCBI's taxonomy places the organism in Eukaryota, Metazoa, Chordata, Actinopteri, Gobiiformes, Gobiidae. The record is from the annotation of a GenBank genome assembly.
AUGAUCCAAGGCGUCUCCGACCUGGCCGCCGUGUGCGUUGGAAUUCUUGGACUCCUUGGAGCUGCGGCCACUACCGGCAUGCCCAUGUGGAAGGUGACUGCGUUCAUUGGCGAAAACAUAAUUGUGAUGGAAACUCGCUGGGAAGGUCUUUGGAUGAACUGCUUCCGCCAGGCAAACAUCCGUAUGCAAUGCAAAGUGUACGAUUCGCUCCUGUUCUUGCCUCCGGAGCUACAAGCCUCCAGGGGACUCAUGUGCUGCUCCCUCGCUUUGUCCGGAUUGGGCCUUUGUGUGGCGUUUGCCGGAAUGAGCGGCAGCAGCAGCAGCCUGACCGUGGCCUCAAUAGAGCACCCGCACGGGACUGAGCUGAGCCAAGCCAAGGCGUAG